Molecule: messenger RNA, 1368 nt
Organism: Papaver somniferum (opium poppy)
Lineage: Eukaryota; Viridiplantae; Streptophyta; Magnoliopsida; Ranunculales; Papaveraceae
Product: codeine O-demethylase-like
Exons: 4
Coding region: 309-1232 (307 amino acids)
Source: RefSeq, a predicted model, not a curated record
GUAUAAAAUAGCUUUGUCAUUAAUAACAAACAAAUUAAAACGUCGGUGGAAUCGUAGUGCGACAAAAAAGAGUAGAUAAGUUAUUGGAUAGUAUGACUAAAUUCAUAUUCUGAUAGACAGGAGGUUCAUCAAUCUGAUAAGGACUCUGGCUAUUUGGAAAAUUCAUGGAAACACCAAAAUUGAUUAAUCAUGGUGGUUCUUUGUUUGUACCUAGUGUUCAGGAACUGGCAAAAUAAUCGCCUGCGGAAGUCCCAGCUAGAUACAUACGCAAUGAUCUGGAGCCUUUAAAUGACCUCUCUGGUGUGUCCAUGAUAAAUCAAACAAUACCUGUUAUCGAUUUGGGGAAAUUACUAUCUCCAGAACCCAUUAUUGGUGAGUUAGAAUUGGAAAGGCUUCACUCUGCUUGCAAGGAUUGGGGUUUCUUUCAGGUGGUAAACCAUGGAGUUGACAUUUUAUUGGUGGAGAAAGUGAAAUCAGAAAUUGAAGGUUUGUUCAAUCUUCCAAUGGAUGAGAAAAUAAAAUUUUGGCAGGAAGAAGGAGAUGUGGAAGGAUUUGGACAAAUGUUCGUUCAAUCAGAAGACCAGAAACUUGAUUGGGCCGACAUGUUUUACAUGCUCACUCGACCCCAACAUAUGAGGAAGCCUAGGCUAUUCCCCAAACUCCCUCUAUCUUUGAGGGACACAAUUGAAUCCUAUUCAUUGGAGUUGAAUAAACUAGGCUUGACUCUCCUUGAGUUGAUGGGAAUGGCUUUACAAAUAGAGACUAAGGUCAUGGAAGAGUUGUCUAAAGACGGAAGACAAACAAUAAGGAUGAAUUAUUAUCCUCCUUGUCCUCAACCAGAGCAUGUAGUCGGCUUACCACCACACUCAGAGGCUGGUCCUUUAGCGAUCCUCCUUCAACUCAACGAAGUGGAUGGAUUACAAAUUAGAAAAGAAAAGAUAUGGGUUCCCAUUAAACCUCUACACAAUGCCUUUGUAGUGAACACUGGAGAUAUUUUAGAGAUAAUGAGUAAUGGGAUUUACCGUAGCGUGGAGCACCGGGCAACAAUAAACUCAUCAAAGGAGAGGCUCUCUGUUGCAACAUUUCAGAAUCCUAAAGCGGAUAUGAAAAUAGGUCCAAUACCUAGCAUGAUCACACCAGAGACUCCUGCCUUGUUCAGAACAAUCAGGUAUGAUGAUUAUUUGAAGAAAUUAUUUUUGCGUAUAGUCAGACGGAAAAAAAUCAUUCCUUGACUCCAUGAGGAUAGGAGAAGGUGAUGAGGAAAGUAACUCGCUUGUAUAACUCAUAUUUGGUGUUUUAAUGAAAGAAUAUUGUCGCAGUACUGCAGUUUGCUAUUGAGUGAAGUAUUAUAUAAUAUGAAUUGAGUCC